Messenger RNA from Lytechinus pictus (painted urchin), 2814 nucleotides. RefSeq lists its product as uncharacterized. NCBI's taxonomy places the organism in Eukaryota, Metazoa, Echinodermata, Echinoidea, Temnopleuroida, Toxopneustidae. The coding region runs from base 1 to 2814 and encodes 937 amino acids. Gene Ontology annotation, molecular function: nucleic acid binding; zinc ion binding; aspartic-type endopeptidase activity. Gene Ontology annotation, biological process: proteolysis. The transcript has a single exon. The record is from RefSeq and is a predicted model, not a curated record.
AUGUCACAGUCUGUAGAGGAAAUGGUGUCAGUCCUUACCCGGGCACUGCAAGGCUUGAAUAUUCAACGUGCUCCCCCACCAGUGAAAUUGUCUAAAUUUAAGGGUCCACCUAAAGUCGCUGGAGACUUAUCUCUGGAAGAGUGGCUUGAAGAGUUUUCCAGUUAUACUACUCACUAUCAGUUGUCUGGAGAGGCAAAAGCACAGUCGCUUGUAGAUCAUUUGGCUGGAGUUGCCAAGGAAGAGGUUCUAUGCCGAGAUGAGGAUGUGCGAAAGGAUAGUGAUCAAAUUAUCAACGUUUUACAGUCACUCUUUGCAGCGUCAGAGUCGGUACCUUCACUAAGUCAAUCCUUCUACAAUAGACGACAACAAGAGGGCGAGAGUUUGGCCGACUACAGCCGGGCCUUGAUGAGGUUGUACGAUCGCAUGGAGAAAGCUGCUUCCAGUACAGAAGAUAAGAAUGCUUUGAAGAGGCUCAAAGAUAGCUCGCUGAAAGAACGUUUCGUUUGUGGAGCUAAAGAGAAGUGGGUACAACGAGAGUUAAGACGAAUUGAAAUGUCUUCAAAGAGUAAGAACUUUCUUGAGAUGAGAUCUGAAGUGCUUGAAUUUUUCUCUGGUCAAGAACCAAGAAGUUCACCACGAGUUCAUGAAGUGUAUGCUGAGCGUGCUGACAUGUGUUCUAGUUUUCCCAAGCAAGAGAAAGAACAGGAACAGUCGGAUGUCAAAGCUGAAUUGGCAGAUCUAAGAAGAGAAGUAGCUCAGAUUGCCAAGAGUGUUCAGGCUCUUACUCAGUAUACUCAAACUCCUAAGAAGAUCAAGAAGAAACUCAAGUGUUACAACUGUCUUAGAGAAGGACACACAAAGAAAGACUGUACAGAAGAAGUGGUCUGUUUUAACUGUCAUCAGACUGGUCACAUGGGUAGAGAGUGUCCGAAGAAGAGUACAGUUAGCAAUCAUCCUACGUCUGAAACUAGUGCCAGUCCUACAUCGCAUUAUGUACCAACUGCCAAUUUAGGGACUGUGGGACCAGCAGAGUCCAAAGAGAAAGCUAACUCAAACCUUGUUGAGAGAUUUGUUGCUAAAAGUCCAUGCUGUAACAUUCUCAUUGGAGGAGUAGAGAUUGGCUGUGUAGUUGAUACAGGAGCCGAAGCAUCUAUCAUACCUUUGUCCUUGUAUGAGAGCAAGCUGAAGUGUCGUAUUGGAGAGCUUCAGAAGAGCGAAGGAAUCUUUCUGCACGUGAUUGGAGUUGGAGGGGUAGAGUUGCCUAUUGUUGGUUAUGUUGGGUUACCAAUCAAGGUAAAAGGAGAAGAAUUGAUGGGUAAUUUUCUGGUAGUGUCAGAUCGAGCACCUACUGUGGAACAUAUGAGGUACCCAAUCCUUCUUGGCUCCAACAUAUUGCAACACAUAGCAGAAUACAAGCCACUGUAUGAUAAGUUGAAGAAAGAAUCCCGUAACCAAGAGCAAGAAACUGAUGUUCACAUUGGUUCUGUUCGAAUUUAUACCGUAAUUGAAGACACCCUACCUCAAGGCGUAGAGAUAAAAGACCUAGACCCAGUUGAAGAGACAGCUGUAGCUAGCUUACUGCAUAAGCACAAGAAUGUAUUCUCUAAGGGAUCAUAUGAUGUAGGUGUAUGUGACCUCAUUCCACAUGAGAUCCGAUUGACUGAAGGUCCAGAUAUUAGGUUACCAUACAGGAGAAUUCACACUUUGCAAGUAAAAGAAGUGAAAGAGAUGCUACAAGGGAUGGUAGACCAGAAGAUUAUACGUCCUUCAAAGAGUAGCUUUGCCAGCCCUAUCGUAUUGGUUAGAAAGAAGGAUGGUAGUUUGAGGCUAUGCAUAGAUUAUCGCAAGUUAAAUGAUCGUACAGUGAAAGAUUCAUUCCCUCUACCAAGAAUUGAAGAGACUUUGGAAGCAUUGUCUGGGUCGAAGUAUUUCUCAACUUUGGAUUUAGCACAUGGUUACUUCCAAGUCGUGAUGGAUAAGGACUCAAUUGAUAAGACCGCCUUUCGAGUCCCAUGGGGUCUGUAUGAGUUUAUGAAGAUGCCCCAAUGUCUUACCAAUAGCCCAUCUACAUUCCAACGAGUGAUGGAGUGCAUAUUAGGAGAUUUGAAUUUGUCUCAGAUACUACUCUAUUUGGAUGACAUCUUGAUAUUCUCAGAGACAUUUGAAGAGCACCUACGUCGUCUAGAUACAGUUCUUUCAAGGUUGCAUGAACAUGGACUCAAGGUCAAGGGAAAGAAAUGUGAUCUGUUUCAGAGAGAAGUUCGAUACCUGGGUCACAUUGUAUCUAAUGAUGGUAUAGCUGUAGACCAAGAUAAAGUAGAGAGAGUGGCGACAUGGCCUGUUCCCAAGAAUGCUAAGGAGUUGAGGUCAUUCUUAGGAUUGGCAUCUUACUAUAGACGCUUCAUCCCUAACUUCUCAAAGAUAGCAGCCCCCUUACAUGCACUCACAGGUUCAAGCCAGAAAGGGAAGAAGAGGGAACAAGCUACGUUCAAGUGGGACGAUGAGGAGGAAACGGCCUUCCAAGAACUGAAGAGAACACUAACCACAGCGCCAGUUCUAGCUCACCCUAGAUUUGACAGGAAUUUCAUCAUUGAGGUUGAUGCGAGUACUAGAGGUCUUGGAGCUUGCCUUCUUCAAGAGAAUGACGGGAAAGUUCAUCCAGUAGCCUAUGCAAGCAGAGGACUUAGAGGAUCGGAAAAGAAGUAUCCUGAUCUGUCCAGUUUCAAGUUAGAGUUGCUUGCGCUCAAGUGGGCAGUAACGGAUAAGUUUGGUCCCUACAUUCAAGGCUCGCUCGCACACAGUGAUCUGGACUGA